Molecule: messenger RNA, 4732 nt
Organism: Ixodes scapularis (black-legged tick)
Lineage: Eukaryota; Metazoa; Arthropoda; Arachnida; Ixodida; Ixodidae
Gene: CYLD
Exons: 12
Coding region: 285-4628 (1447 amino acids)
Biological process (GO): protein K63-linked deubiquitination
Cellular component (GO): cytosol
Molecular function (GO): cysteine-type deubiquitinase activity; K63-linked deubiquitinase activity
Source: RefSeq, a predicted model, not a curated record
UCUCUCUCUGUGGAGCUCCCUCCCGUCACCCUCCAGUGCAUCCCGGUUGCUCCCUCGCCAGUGCUGACUGUGCUCCAGUUUGAGACAGGUAUCCAGGCGGGUGUGGGCUGUUUGGAAACAGGAAAGGUCAAGCGCAAGGCGUGCGUGCCACUUCUGCGACGUGCUUGUUUCUCGUGCGCGUAUGGGCUGCAAGUUCUCUUAAAUGGUUCUCCGCAAAGUUUGACUGGUGCCUGGAAGUGACUAUCGCCGAGUUUGUGCGAGCGAGAAAUCGAGAGGCUCUAAAGAUGUUCUGGCUGAGGCAGAAUGUGUUGCCACUCUUCGAAGACAGUCCACCGCGGGAGGGCAGCCCGGGUGCCGAAUCAUUUUGCUCCGCACUUUCCGAGGGAGCAGAGUCCUUCUACUCGGCACUCUCAGAUCAGAGGAGCACCCACAGUGUUUACUAUGACGCAGAAGCUUCGGAACUGGAAUCGUCAGAUUCAGACUCUAGGUAUGCAGAUGCGGAUGAAGAGUUUGCUCCGGAACAGGUUGUGGUGGUGCCCGACGACUCUGACACUACUGCUAGUGCCAGCGGAGUUGCCGACGACGACUUUGAAAGCUUCAGUUAUGGAAAGAUUUUUGAGGAUGUCUAUGGAUCGGUCAUACAUCGGCCACCUCCUGUCAAGUCUCAAAGGAAAGGUGAUGCUAGAGAAAAAGACUUUGGUAAUGAGCCUGCUGAAAAUCUGCCACAACGACGCUCAUUUCCACGUGGUGCAUAUAGAGCUCCGGCAACCGCGUGGAUGUCAAGUGAACUACCUGGACAACUUGGCUUCCUUCGGACCGAGCAGCCAUCUCCUUCUUUUGAACAGGAGGCGACUGAAAGAGGGAACACUGAAGUACUGUUGAUGUCUCUGUUGGAAGAAGUGGCAGACGAAUUUGCCGAGUUUAUCAUAGAUGAGGCCCUUCUCGAAGCACCCAAGAAAUAUGGCAACAGGUUAUGGUGGAAUGAGGCUAAUGACUCAGAAUGUGAAACUAUAAUUAAGGACGACAACACUGGAGUCAAGCUUCUUGGCAGUCGAAGGUGCCUAGAAGAAAGCCAAAAUGGGCAUUGGGAGACCUUCGAGCAUGGUUCCUUUGUGGGCGAAGAAGACCUUGAGAAAAUGUCAGUGGAAGAGCGGGACAUCCUGGAUGAAUUUGACAAGCACUUUGAGCCCUGCCUUGACUCUGAGGAAGAGCCAGACAGCCAUGCCUUCGAUGACGUGUCUGAGGAAGAGCUUGAAUCUUGGGGGGAGUCUGAGAGAGAAGAGAAGGGACUAUUGAACAAGAAUGCUCUUCUGGGGAAGUUCAAGAGGUUCCCACAAUCUGGUGAAAAGAAGGGAGCGCUCAACCGUGGGCACUCGCUGUCGGAUGGGUCGAGAGACGGCAGCACUCCCAAGUGCUUUCCAUUGCCUCCCGUCCCAGCCACAAGCUCAGCCGGUGAGUUGACAGGCAAUGAGUGGCGACGACACAGUGCUGACAUAGUGGACGAAACCUCUCGGAGCGGCAAAUGCAUGCUAAAUGGGAGGGCUGUAGCUCUGGAUCAUGAGCUUAGUGCUUCUUCGUCAGUCCUUUCUUUGAAGAGUUUGACUCAUGGAGAGAGUGUCCCAAAUGGUACAGCAGUGCCACCUUCUAUUAAUGGCAACGAAAGUAGAGCUUUUUACGCUGUUAGACCAGCUAUGCAGGCUAGGCGUGAGCCGUUAAAAACAAUUCAGCCCACACCUGCGCGACCUACACGUAAGCACUCUUACAGAAAACAAUGCACUGGUCCAGGCUUAAUGCUCGCUCCCUGCCCACAGACUUCGACGUGCGAGUCUCUAGUGCAUCCCUCCGAGCAUGAUCACUUAAACAGUAAUCUGGUUUGUGAGCAAGAACCUCAUUAUAUUGGCUUAGAAACAGCUCCAGCCCAAUUUGACCGUAUUGCAAGUGACCAUUGUGUAAUGGACAAACCCAAAGAGGCGAUAGAAGCCCCAAGACGUCGUAGAAAGGUGCAUGGUCGUACAACUUCCGAAAACACAGACUCUGCCUCGGACGCCCUUUGUUGGGGCAUUAAAACUCGGGAAACAGUUGUUUCUCCUUUUGGUGAUGCAGCAAGUAGAGAGUUACUGAGGGAAAAGCAAGAAGUUAUAGUGGAUGAUGGAGAACAGCGACAUUCAAUACAAGACCUGCAACCUGUUCCCACCAAACGUCACUCUCGAAGUAAGAAGUGGACAAAUGGGCAUGACACUACAGUUUGUCAUGCAGACUUGUCAAUAUCAAGCACGAAGGAGUCUAAUCUAGAGCGACCCAUUCCACCCAGACGGCACUCUCGGAGAAAUAUAUGGGAGAACAUGGAGGCUUUAGCAAGUCCCUGCCAAGGUUGGUCAGCCCCGGAUGAAAAGUGGUCAGAAGCACCGGACAAUGCUCGAAUAGUACACCUUCCGUUCUCUUUGUCAGAACUUACAGGGAGUCUGUUUGAUGACAACGUCCCCCUCGAUGUUGUGUCUCUUAAGGUUGUUGACAACUGCGAUUUUUUAAAGGACUCUGACGACAUGUCACCACCUUACGUGAUGAAACUCGACCCGGGAAAGGACUUGUCUGCUUUCCUCGUUGACCCCGAUUGUUCCGAAUGGAAUCGCUCUGAUGAUAUCGACUGUGCAACGCCAGAGGAUGUUUCGAGGCAUGCAUUGGAAGUUGAUGCAGGCCUCAGCUGCGCUUCAGCUGAUUGCGAAUCGCUGUCUAGUGCUGAGCAGUGGGACUCGGAAACUUGGAUUGGCUCACCUUUGGAGGGAGGUUUCCAGCAGCAGCAGCAGCAGCAAGAGCUGAAGGAUUUGUUUGAAGCGACCCCCCCACUCUCUCACACGGGAUCUUUUCAAGGAGCAGUAACUUGUGCCACUGAUGAGGGACGCCCAAGCUUGACUGUGCAGCCAGCAGACAACACGAACUUAUCGGGGGAGGCCUUAUCAGGGGAUGUCGCCCGUGGCAGCGGGGAGAUUCCUCCUCUCCACUCGACUUCCUGCCCCCCUUAUCAUGACAGUCUCCCCGCAAAUGGUGGAAGUGUUGCCCAGACGAACUCGGAUUGCUUUGACGUAUUUUCUGAGACUAGCAAUACGUGUGCAAGAGCCUUUUCAUCCGUUGCUGCUCUUCAACGAGACGUUAAGGAUAUGGCUCCGGAGCGGAUUGAUGGACAGGCUUAUCUAGAAACGAUAGAACUCGCAAGUCACGCCGAUUUGAAGAGAUACUUCUUAGAGGCAUAUGACGGAAGACCUGCCGAGGGGAAAAAAUCCAAUGUUCGAUGUCCCCAGUUAUGUGGCCCAACUGACCCUUUUGAACGUGAACAUCUGCAAAGGCAUGACUCCCAAGCUAGCAACGCCUCACAGAAGAAAAAGUUGGUGUAUCCUCGAACGAAUGACUCUGGGAAAGACGCAAGUUGCUCAGACUCUGUACAGAAAAAAUGCGAGCUGAAAGAACGGAGCUGCUCGCCGCAGGAGCCACAGACUUGGUUGCCCCUUGGCCACUCGGCUAAUUGCCUUCAAGACCUUGUGGGCAGAGAAAGGGGCAUUCAGGGCCACCACAACUCGUGCUACCUGGAUGCCACGCUGUUUGCCAUGUUUUCGUGCACAGACGUCUUCGACAGCAUGAUCCACCGUCCAAAGAGAGUGAGCGACAUUGACGAGUACAGCGACAUCCAGAAGGUGCUCAGGGAUGACAUCGUGAACGAGCUUCGCAGAAAAAAAUUUGUGUCCCACGAAAAGGUGAUGAAGCUGCGCGAGCUUUUGGACGCUCAGGGAGGUGUGUCGGGCCUGACUACCGAGGAAAAAGACCCAGAAGAAUUUCUCAACUCUUUAUUUAGGGCUUUGGGCGUAGAGCCUUACCUGAAACUCAGUUCUGGUCAAGGCACACACUUGUACCAGCUGUUUGUGGAAAAGCACGAGCUUCUUGACGAGCCCAACAUUCCCACUGUGCAGCAGUUGUUUCAUCACUCUAUCCACGACUCUAACAUCAAGCUAAACGAGAUCCCGUCGGCCCUAAUCAUCCAGAUGCCUCGGUUUGGAAAGCAGUUCAAGGUGUACCCUCGCAUUAUUCCCAGCCUGACGUUGGAUAUCACCGAUGCCUUGAAGGACUCUCCCCGGUCUUGCUUUGUGUGCGGGAGGCUGGCCUGUAAGGAGUGCAGGGACUGCUUCCGACCCGAUGUCGGUCUGGAGGGUACAAGCUACUGUUCCACUUGCAGCGAAGCGGUCCACAAGCACCCUGACCGCGUACAGCACACGUUGAGCAACCUCAAGGUUGUUGAAGGCAUCGGCAAAGACAGUCCUGUCCAAAGGCAUUACAUGGAUCUCUGUGCCGUCGUCUGCAUCGAGACCAGUCAUUACGUCUGUUUCGUCAAGUGUGGUCAGGACCCCGACAGCACCUGGGUCUUCUUCGACAGCAUGGCCGACCGAGAAGGUGCAGAGGAUGGACACAACAUCCCCGAGGUGGUAGUGUUCCACGACCAUGCCCUGUGGCUGGGCAACACUACACCGUCCACUCUGCAGACAGCUUUGGACAGCAAGAAUCUUGGCAACAUGAGUCGCCGGCUUGUUUGUGAUGCCUACAUGUGCAUGUACAAAAGCAACAUGGCUGCCAAAUACAGCUGAAGCUCUGCUGAAUCGAGUCUGCAUUCUGGGGCUGCCUAUACUUAUGAGAUGUCGUCGUUAUUAUCAUUCUAUGAUUAAUAAUAUUAAAAGGUUUAAAGUCUGUA